GUAGCAGUAGUGGGGCAAUUUUUACUCUUUGGAGGAAAGCCAUAAACAGUACAUCAAAGCCGGCUCUCUUUCUCUCCUUCAAGAUCCUUCAUUUCACUACCACCAUCUCCUCCUUCCUAAUCUUUCCCGUAAAGAAAAAAAGGAAAAGUCUUUCCUUUACAAAGUUUCAAUUCCAAACAGCUGAAAAGAAAAACUAUGUUUUUUAUGUAGUUGUUGUUGCCGCUUCCCAGCACGAAUUCCUUCUUUCUGGUUUGGCUUAUUGGGUGGAGGGAGAGAGAGAGAAAGAGUGAGGAAGAUAGAGUUAGCUCCGAGGUUAUUGAUUUGUCGUGGGUUUACCUAGAAGAGGAAAUUUUCUAGGAUGCUAUGAUUUCUGAUUGAGUAAAUUAAAAAAAAAAAUGGGAAGAGAAGAGAUUGGAUUUUUGUUUUCUAGGAAUUGUAAGGUUGGAAAGACUUGGUCUAUGACUUUGUCUUGGGGAGAAAGGAAAAAUGAGUUGCUUCCCAUGUUUCGAUUCGUCGAAGGAAGAGGAGACACUGAAUCAAAACGAGAAGUCCGAUGAUUGAAAGCCAACUUCCAUGCCUACUGUCGCUUCAAAUAUUUCCAAAUUGUCUUCUGGUUUUGAACGAAUUACUUGUGAUUUGAGAUUGUAAUUUGCUUAUUGUGCUUGUAGUUCUUUCUUCAGAUUUGGAUUUAUGGGAUGUCUGGUUGUUAGUGAUAGGAAUUCUCAUUCAAUUUUGAUAUUCUUAUGGUUUAGCUUAUCUUCUACGACAAUCAAAAUCAGAUAUUUUCCUUUUGAAUAGGAUAAGGUUUGGAUUCAUGGAAACCAGAAACUCUGUCAUUAAUGGAUCUUAUGGAUAAGAAAUUCUAGUUUGUUUAACUGCACACAAUGGAGCAAUAAAGAUCAUUAACCAUUUCGACCAUAAUUUGGAUACCAACUGGUGAAAACUUUGAAACUUUGUUUGGAAAUUGGGAAUAUAUAGUUGUCUUUUGGUUAGAGUUUGAUUGAUUUGCAUAGAUAUUGCAGGUUCUUUUACUGCUUUUAAGCUUUGAUUUGACCUGAAUACUUGAGAUUUCAUGGAUUCGAGCUUAAGUUGGGAAAAUGUUUUGUAUUGUAUUGUACUAAUAAGGUGUUCGUAGUCUCCAUCAGAUUUAGAUUUGGAUGUGUGGAUGUUUGAAAUAAGGGGUUGAUUCAGUUUUGCCCAUUUUCAGUCACUUUCUGUCUUCCAUAACUACCAAACUCCUAUCUUUUAACUUGUUUUUAUCACUUGUCAUCUUAACAAAAAAAACUAUGCUAUUAAUGGAUCAUAUGCUUUUGUGGACUGUAACAAUUGGAGUACACCAUGAUAUUUGUGUAUGAUGUAGUUGAAAGUUCCAAUCUUGGUGAAUGUACAGGAUCCGAAAGUCUUAGAUCAAGAAGCCUUGGUCUAUCCAAAAGGGAGUUACGGUUACCAUCUCCCCAGGAUGGAUCUGCUGUAAAUAUAGCAGCUCAUAUUUUCACUUUUCGGGAGCUUGCUACCGCCACAAAGAAUUUCAAGCCAGAGUCUUUCCUAGGAGAAGGUGGCUUUGGUCGUGUGUAUAAAGGGCGUCUUGAGACCAUUGGUAAGGUAAUUCUUUGUAUGACCAUGGAACUUAGAAAAUGAGGUCUGAACUAGGGUUUAGGUUAAUUGUUGUUGCUUCCUAAAUUUUGUUCUCAAUUUGGCAGGUUGUGGCUGUGAAGCAAUUAGAUAGAAAUGGCCUGCAAGGGAAUAGAGAAUUUUUGGUGGAGGUUCUAAUGCUUAGUCUUUUACACCAUCCCAAUCUCGUGAGCCUGAUUGGUUAUUGUGCUGAUGGUGAUCAGCGUCUGCUUGUCUAUGAGUUCAUGCCCUUCGGUUCGCUUGAAGAUCAUCUUCAUGGUAACUAACCGCUUCUGUUAAAAGUUGCAAUCUUUGAGAAUUGGGUAUCUAUUUUGUGCAGUCACAAGUCAUUAGUACCAAAAGUUGUGAGGAAUGGGGAUAUGACAUGGACCAAAAUCUAUGAUGGAUCAACUGAUUUGGUUUCAGCUUAGGCAAAGAUCCUUUAUGUGCAGAGAGAAAUUUUGCUUAUAUAGAAGGGAAGAAACAGAAACUCUUACAAAGUGAAAGCAAAGUUUCGAUUCUUGAGUGUCUUCUUUAACUAAUUCAGUUUGAUAGUAAAGAUCUGUGUUCUCAGGUUGUCUGUGCUAUUUUUAAUUUCUCUCCGUGUGCAGAUCUUCCACCUGAGAAGGAACCUUUAGAUUGGAACACUCGAAUGAUCAAGAUAGCAGCAGGAGCAGCCAAAGGGUUGGAGUAUCUCCAUGACAAGGCGGCCCCUCCGAUGAUUCACCGUGACUUCAAGUCGUCGAACAUCCUUCUACAUGAAGGAUUCCAUCCUAAGCUAUCUGAUUUUGGGCUAGCAAAGCUGGGCCCCACUGGUGACAAGUCACACGUCUCCACCCGAGUGAUGGGCACAUACGGUUACCGUGCUGCUGAAUAUGCCAUGACUGGUCAACUGACUAUCAAAUCCGACGUGUACACCUUUGGAAUAGUCUUCCUUGAGCUUAUCACUGGACGUUAAUCCAUUUAUAGGAGCAGGCCUCACAGAGAUCAGAACCUUGUCACAUGGGUAAGUCAAAAGUUUCCAUCUAUUUCAUGUUGGUCAUGUUGUAAGGGUGGCCCAAUGAAAACCCACUUUAGACCAGUUGUUGAAUUCGAUUGAUCGGUUAACCAAUCAGAUUUUCUUGCCAAUAGAUGGUAUUCCCUUUCGUUUGGUAUUCAAUACUUUGAUUGUAAGGAUCCAGGUCUUAGAUACUCAAUUAACUAUGAUGUUGUUGGGACUCUAAACUCUAUAUUGUAAUAAACACAAGUUAGGGCGUCCUUCAAUCGAUUUGUGCUCCAUGAGUCAACAGUUUCAAACUUUCAACUAGUGACUCCUUAGCGGGUUUUGGGUUCUCGGUAUGUUUUUUAUGUGGCUGAUGAGGUCUCUUUUCUUUAGGCACGUCCAUUGUUCAAUGACCGCAACAAGUUCUCAAAGAUGGCUGAUCCGAGGCUACAAGGGCGAUACCCGGUGAGGGGGCUCUACCAUGCUCUAGCCGUGGCAUCGAUGUGCAUUCAAGAAUAGGCUGCAGCUUUAAUUGGUGAUGUGGUCACGAUAUUGUCCUACCUGGCUAACUCAACGUAGAAAGCAAAUGAAAAUGGUAGUGGUGAUAGUCAGAGGUGGGUUUCUCUCGAGGGCCAAGGAUGGAGGUGGUGGGUCCGGACGCAGAUGGGACCUCAAUGGGUUUGAUUCGUCUAGAGACCCUGCUGCCGAGGUGGCAACAACCCGGGAUUCGAACAGAGAAAGGGAUGUGGUUGAAGCAAAGAUGUAGGGGGAGAAUUGGCGAGAAAAGAGGCGACAUAGUGCGCAGGGGAGCUCAAAAGGAGGUGGAAGCAAUGGCUGACUACGAGCUUGUAUCAACCCGGAUUUUCUAUUGUGUUAGUUAUUCUGUUUUGUUUUGGUUUCUUUCCUUUUUGCUUUCGGAGUAUGGAGACUGUGAAUAGCUAACUGCAGGAGGGAAUUCAUACAUUAUUAUUAGUUUAGGAAUGAGAAAUGGACAGGGGGAGAGUGAGAGAGUGAGAGAGAAAGAGAUAUGGGAAUGGGAAUGGGAAUGGGAAGAGGAGAGAAACAUAGAAAGACAAGUAUUUUACAACAUUUUUAAACAUAGACAAGAACUGGGUUCAUUGUUGUACUGCCUUUCUUUCUAUCCCUUUGCCAUAGAUGUUUCUUUUUCUUUUGAUGAUAAACUUAUUCUCCUAUCUUUAACUUGAAAUGGAAAUAGUGGAAAAUUGACAUUUCUCUACAAAUAUGUCCGUACCAAUCUUCAUUGAUUAUGGUGGGAUUGCCCAAGUCUCAAUUCCGAAAUUCUUCUUCUGCAGAAGAAGUGUAUUCAGUGUCUGUUGUAGAAUCAACAAUAUAGCUCAUUAUGAAUGGUUCAUUUAAUAAAAGAGAGGCGACUAAGCUCGUUUCUUUCUUGAGCUUGUGAAAGUGUUUAUUGGAAACUUUUAACUAACAUGUUCAAGUUGUGAAGUGAAGGCGUUUGGAUGGGAGAUUUGUUUUAGAGAGCCUCAAAUUGCUCACUUAAAAACUAUUUAUCUUAUAUAAAGGAAUUGAGUUAAA
Messenger RNA from Linum trigynum, 4147 nucleotides. Lineage: Eukaryota; Viridiplantae; Streptophyta; Magnoliopsida; Malpighiales; Linaceae. The record is from the annotation of a GenBank genome assembly.